Perca flavescens (yellow perch) is the source of this 716-nucleotide messenger RNA. Its product is annotated as NACHT, LRR and PYD domains-containing protein 12. The coding region runs from base 14 to 643 and encodes 209 amino acids. The transcript is spliced from 4 exons. Gene Ontology annotation, molecular function: protein binding. The record is from RefSeq and is a predicted model, not a curated record. NCBI's taxonomy places the organism in Eukaryota, Metazoa, Chordata, Actinopteri, Perciformes, Percidae.
UCCAGAUCAGAAGAUGAGUGAUGUCGAGGUAGAGGAGGACGGAGCAGAGUCUGAAGGAUCUGACUGUCAGUCUACGAAGAGUGACCAGUCCAAAGGUCUUCCUGAAGACUUCAGUAAUGAACCUGGACCCUCAGGCACAAAAUUGCGGUGGUGCAGUUUGUCAGAGAUCAGCUGUGCUUCUCUGGCAUCAUCUCUGAAGUCCAACCACUCCCAUCUGAGAGAGCUGGAGCUGAAUGGAAACAAGUUGCAGAAUUCAAAAUUGAAGCAGCUUUGUAGUUUUCUGGAGAUUCCACACUGUCGACUGAAGUCUCUAAGAUUGAGGAGCUGCAGUUUGUCAGAGAUCAGCUGCGCUGUUCUGGCCUCACCUCUGAAGUGCAACCCCUCCCAUCUGAGAGAGCUGGACCUGAAGGACAACAACAUGAAGGAUUCAGAUGUGAAGCAGCUGUGUGAUCUGAAGGAGAGUCCAGAAUGUAGACGGAAUACACUGGAAUUGAGGAGCUGCAGUUUGUCAGAUAUCAGCUGUGCUGCUCUGGCCUCAUCUCUGAAGUCCAACCCCUCCCAUCUGAGAGAGCUGGACCUGAAGGACAACAACGUGAAGGAUUCAGACGUGAAGCAGCUGUCUGAAGGAGAGUCCAGAAUGUAGACUGGAUCUUGGAUUCUUUUUGGCUAAUUAGUCUGCUUUUUAUAAUGUUUACCGGUAUUUACAGUACAGCACU